Molecule: messenger RNA, 1930 nt
Organism: Oryza brachyantha (malo sina)
Lineage: Eukaryota; Viridiplantae; Streptophyta; Magnoliopsida; Poales; Poaceae
Product: plant UBX domain-containing protein 11
Exons: 10
Coding region: 80-1702 (540 amino acids)
Molecular function (GO): protein binding
Source: RefSeq, a predicted model, not a curated record
CCUCCUCGACAUCGAGUCCGUGCUCGUGCCCGCCGCCGCCUGCGCCGAUCUACAUCCAUCCCGCCCGUCGUCCUGCCCGAUGGAGAUGACACUUGAUUCCUUGACAUACAAAGGUUCCAUUCCAGGUGCAAUCAACCAAUCAAGAAGGGAUAAAAAACUCUUUGUUGUGUACAUAUCAGGUGAAGAUGAGGCUUCAAGUAGCUUGGAACAGUCAACACUUGUUAAUGAAAGUGUGGCCGAAGUGAUAGGCAAUUGUUGCAUAUUCUUGCACCUAAAACAGGGCAAUGUUGAUGCAUCACAAUUUUCAGCUAUAUACCCACAGAAAGCUUUCCCAAGUAUAUCUGUAAUUGGCCUGAAUGGAGUUAUGCUAUGGGGUCAUGAGGGAUAUAUUGGCUCGAAAGAUCUGAAAGAAAAUAUCGAGAAAGCUUGGGCUACCCUUCAUGUACAGGAGACAGCAGCAGCUUUUCUAACUGCAUCACUUACUUCAAGAAUGAAUGAACAUGUGAAUACCAGCUCAACUACUCUGCCUACUCAAGGAGGCUCAUCUGCUGCAGAAAAUCCUUCCUCUUCAUCAAAUCAAUCUACAGGAACUUCUGGACCAAGUGGAUUUGCUAAUUCUACUGGUUCAGCAGCACAGCCACCUAGAAGCACGAGCCAUGAUGAAAUUCGGAGGACAAGUGAAAAGGAAUGCUCAAAUUUAGAUUUAGGUCCAGGUAAUAAAACUGUUAAAGAAAAGCCAGAUUCAGAUAGUGCCCAAGUAAAAGGUUCUAUGUCAGAUCAUCCAAGGAGCUCAAACAUGGAAGGCCAUGCAAAUCCAGAUCAAACAAGCAAUACAACAUCACUUAAACAGAAAAACAAAAUCAAUGAUGGUUGCACCAAAGUUUCCUCGGAGUCGGCUCCUAGCACAACAGCUAGUAGAGCUAAAUCUUCGAAGAUAGCUGCGGUUCAAGGGAAGGCAACAACCACCAGCAUCCCUAUCAAACCUGCCCGAUCUUUGGUGAAGUCAAAUGACAUUCAGCUGGUCAUUCGCAUUCCUGAUGGACCUAGUCUGCAGAUUAAACUGACAAAAGAUGAUAACUUAAGGAAGGUGAAAAAUUUUGUGGAUGAAAACUAUGCUAAUGGGGCUGGAUCCUAUGAUCUUGCUAUGCUUUAUCCAAGAAAAGUUUUCACCGAACAAGAUAUGGAAGCCACGUUGCAUGAACUGGGUAUUGAAACCCGCCAGGCUCUCACUGUUGUUCCACAUCAUAAACCUAUUCGAGCAGCAAAGCGCCAAUCAUCAUCAUCACCUGCCCAUGAUGUGGACAUCAAUAUGGAUGGGGACAGUUCAGGUGGUUGGGGAUAUGUUGGUUAUCUGAGAACCGCCCUUUCGUUCGUGAAUCCCCUGUCCUACCUGAGAGCAAAUGCUGCCCCAUCAAACCCUGACCAGUUGGUGAACCAGGGCUCGCAGCAGUACAGACCGAGCUCUGGACCCUGGAGGAGUCAUCCUGGAGUGGAGACUGCUUCAGAAAGCGCGGCUGUCGCUGGUAACGGGAGCCAAGAUGCAGCUAGGGAUAGUAGCUCCGGGAGUACGUUGAGGAGGAGGCCGAGGCAAUUCGGUGGCAACAUCCACAGUUUGAGAAGCGAUGACCAAGGCCCAUCUGACGAUAGGAAUGUUUACUGGAAUGGAAACUCUACAGAGUUUGGCGGCGAAGACAAGAAAUGAGGGCGGGCGGCAGCAAUAUGAAAUAUUCGAAUAUAUAUAGACCUGAACCAAUAACACGAUCUAUAGUAGGUGAAUAAAUGCAGUCCGCGAUGUUAAAAUUCAUUAGCUCAAAAAUGUCGCCUUAUAGUGUAAUUUAUUAUAAUUGGGUGGUACAGUACAGUACAAUGCAUCUGAUCAUUUGCUGUCAUGGUGAUAUUUCCCUAGUCUCACCUGUAUAUUUGUGGCAAA